Molecule: messenger RNA, 3233 nt
Organism: Jaculus jaculus (lesser Egyptian jerboa)
Lineage: Eukaryota; Metazoa; Chordata; Mammalia; Rodentia; Dipodidae
Gene: Smtn
Product: smoothelin
Exons: 21
Coding region: 207-2933 (908 amino acids)
Biological process (GO): actin cytoskeleton organization
Cellular component (GO): filamentous actin; microtubule organizing center
Molecular function (GO): protein binding
Source: RefSeq, a predicted model, not a curated record
UCCGAGGGGACGGUUGUGGAGCAGGCCUGGCAUCCCGCGUCGCGGCGCCUCCCGCCGGACCGCGUCUCUUCUCUCUGUCGGGUCCGGGGAAGAGCGAGCCCGAACCCGCGCCGGACGGGAGGGCCGGACCUGAGAGAAUUCCCUGAGCUGGUGGUGUCAGGUGUCAUAAACACUGAAGAUCCCACCAGGAGCUGACAGUCAGCACGAUGGCAGAUGAGGCCUUGGCUGGAUUGGACGAGGGAGCCCUCCGGAAACUGCUGGAAGUCACAGCAGAUCUGGCAGAGCGGCGGCGCAUCCGCUCGGCCAUCCGGGAGCUGCAGAGGCAGGAGCUGGAGAGAGAAGAGGAGGCUCUGGCCUCCAAACGCUUCCGGGCAGAGCGGCAGGACAACAAGGAGAACUGGCUACACUCUCAACAGAGGGAAGCCGAGCAGCGGGCCGCCCUGUCACGGUUGGCAGGGCGGCUGGAGUCCAUGAAUGAUGUGGAGGAGUUGACCACACUGCUGCGCAGUGCUGCUGAGUACGAGGAGCGCAAGCUGAUCCGAGCUGCCAUCCGCCGCAUCCGGGCUCAGGAGAUUGAGGCUGCCACCGUGGCCGGAAGACUGUGCAGUGGACGUCCCACCAGUGGCUCCCGGGAGGACAGCAAAGGACGGGCAGCGCACAGAUUGGACCGGUGUGAAGUGCUAAAGCGCGAGGAGCGGGAACAGCAGACAGAGCUCUCAGAGCCCAAGCCAAGCCCUGAGAACACCAGCCAGGAUGUGACCACAGUGACACUCCUGCUGAGGACCCCACCUGAGGGCACGCCCAGCUUACCUGCCUCACCCACCACGGCUUCUCCCGAGCCUCUGCUAGAGCCUGCCGGAGCCCAGUGUCCCCCUGCCGAGGCGCCAGGCAGUCCUGAGCCGCCUCCCAGCCCCCCAGGAGCUCCCAGCCCUGAGCCUCCUGUGCCACCAGCCUCCGCCGGGUCUGAGAGGCAGGUAACCAACCAGCUCCUGCCUGAGUCCACAGAGGCCCCUGCUGCCCCAGGCCCCACCAGAGGUCCCUGCAACACAAAGAGAGCAGAUCUGGCUGGAACCCCGUCCUGCCAGCGCUCCCUGUCCGUGCUCAGCCCCCGACAGCCAGCCCAGAAUCAAGCAUCCACCCCCCUUGCCGGUGGUUCCUCUCCAUUCCUUCGGAGUGGCUCCAUACAAGACCGCGUCCGCAAGUUUGCACCUGACUCUCCCAUGGCUGCCAGGCUCCAGGAUGGCCCAUCCCGGGCAGCCCUUGCUUCCCGGACCCCCACAAGGCUCCUGGGUCCCUCUCUCAUCAGCACUACCCCUGCCUCCUCCUCCUCCAGCAGCUCCUCCUCUCGAGGUCCCAGUGACACUUCCUCCCGGUUCAGCAAGGAGCAGAGAGGAACAGCUCAGCCCCUGGCCCAGCUUCAGAGCUGCCCUGGAGAGGAGGGCCCCAGGGGGCGGGACUUGGCUGCUGGGUCCCUUGAAAACAGAGCAGGGGGGCCCAGAGCCUGUUCAGAGGAGCCCAGUGCCCUGCUGCCUGUGGCUGUCGGCACAGCAGAGCCAGGGGGCAGUAUGAAGACCACAUUCACCAUCGAGAUCAAGGAUGGCCGUGGCCAGGCCUCCACGGGCCGGGUGCUGCUGCCCACAGGCAGCCAGAGGGCAGAGCUGACACUGGGGCUACGGACACCCCCUACCCUGCUCAGCACCAGCAGUGGGAGUAAGAACACCGUCACCCGUGUCAGCAGCCCUGGAGCCCUGACCCGGCUGGGCAGUGUCACUCAUGUCACCACCUUCAGCCCUGCCACCCCCGGCAGCCGAGGAGGCUGCAGCAUUAAGAUGGAGCCGGAGCCAGCAGAGCCCGCCUCUGCCGCCGUGGAAGCAGCUAAUGGCGCCGAGCAGACACCAGAGGCACGGAGCCCGCUGAGCGCCGCGGAGCUGACGGCCAUCGAGGAUGAAGGAGUCCUGGACAAGAUGCUGGAUCAGACCACAAACUUUGAGGAACGGAAGCUCAUCCGGGCCGCACUGCGUGAGCUCCGGCAAAAAAAGAGAGACCAGCGGGACAAGGAGCGGGAACGGCGACUGCAGGAGGCACGGGCUCGGCCAGGAGAAGGCAGAAAAAACACCACCACCGAGACCACCACAAGGCAAAGUCAGCGGGCAGCCGAUGGCUCGACGGUCAGCACUAUCACCAAGACUGAACGGCUCGUCCAUUCCAAUGAUGGCACCCGGUCAGCCCGCACCACCACCGUGGAGUCAAGUUUCGUGAGACGCUCAGAGAAUGGCGGCGGCAGCACCACAGUACAAACCAAGACCUUCUCUUCCUCCUCUUCCUCGUCCAAGAAAAUGGGCAGCAUCUUUGACCGAGAAGACCAGGCCAGUCCACGGCCUGGCAGUCUGGCAGCCCUCGAGAAACGCCAGGCAGAGAAAAAGAAAGAGCUGAUGAAAGCACAGAGCCUGCCCAAGACUUCAGCAUCCCAGGCACGCAAGGCCAUGAUUGAGAAGCUAGAGAAAGAAGGCUCUGCAGGAAGCCCGGGAGGACCCCGCCCAGCCGUACAACGCUCCACCAGCUUUGGCGUCCCCAACGCCAACAGCAUCAAGCAGAUGUUGUUGGACUGGUGCCGGGCCAAGACCCGUGGCUACGAGCAUGUGGACAUCCAGAACUUCUCCUCCAGCUGGAGUGAUGGAAUGGCCUUCUGCGCCCUGGUGCACAACUUCUUCCCGGAGGCCUUUGACUAUGGGCAGCUGAGCCCGCAGAACCGUCGCCAGAACUUCGAAGUCGCCUUCUCCUCUGCUGAGACUCAUGCGGACUGCCCGCAGCUCCUGGACACCGAGGACAUGGUGCGGCUGCGAGAGCCUGACUGGAAGUGCGUGUACACGUACAUCCAGGAGUUCUACCGCUGUCUGGUCCAGAAGGGACUGGUAAAAACCAAAAAGCCCUAGCCCCUGCUCGGGGCCCCACGGAUGUUGGUGGACUGUGUACCCUUGGUGGAGGUGGAGGACAUGAUGAUCAUGGGCAAGAAGCCAGACCCCAAGUGCGUCUUCACCUACGUGCAGUCGCUCUACAACCACCUGCGGCGCCACGAGCUGCGCCUGCGCGGCAAGAACGUCUAGGGCCCGCGGCGCGCGCGGCCCUCACCCGCCACUCACCGCCCCGCUCCCAGUGCGCCUGCCCACCGCCUCCCCGACUCGCUACACCCCCCUACACACGCAGCGUUUUGAUAAAUUAUUGGUUUUCAACGA